AUGCUCCUUGUCCAACCUAUCCAUAGACGAUACCUCUCUACAGCACCGCGGAAGACAAUUGCCCAAUUUCUAGAAUGGAAGCCCGAAUCCGAAGUUAAAGAUGUUGUCGUCAAUGGAUACGUCCGAUCUGUUCGGAACAUGAAGACGGAUCGAUUCGUCAACAUCGGCGAUGGUUCUUCGCGGUCGCCUAUCCAGGCACUGGUGUCGAGGAGCGACGACGAGAGGUGUGUUCCUCUCAGCUCUCCAAGUUUGGCCACUGUCUCGGAAGCUCUGAUUGCUCAUAAUUUCCCAGCGCAAACCUGCGAGUCGGUGCUGCAGUCCGCCUACGAGGUGUCUGGACUCCCUCCAAAACAGAUGACGUUCCCGAUCCAGAAGAAGUACCAAACACCUGACUACCUUCGCACCAUGCCCCAUCUUCGAACCAGGAUACCAUUGAAUGCCGCAAUCUUACGGUUGAGAUCAGAAGCCGUCGCAUUGUUGACUCAGUUCUUCGCCUCUCGAGACUUCACCCAAACUCAUCCGCCCAUCAUCACAUCUUCGGAUUGCGAAGGGGCAGGCGAGGUCUUCAACGUCGUUACGGGCUCGGCCAAGACACCAAAGAAGGGCGAGGACAAGGCAGCAAACAUGUUCUUUCGCUCGCCCAAAUACCUGACGGUAUCUACUCAGCUUCACCUUGAGGCCUUGGCCCAAUCUCUCGGGCACGUCUGGACACUAUCACCGACCUUUCGAGCAGAGCGGAGCGACACCUCAAGACACAUGAGCGAAUUUUAUAUGCUAGAGGCGGAGAUGAGCUUCGUCGACGAACUGGACGAAGUCACAAACCUUGUUGAAGAUAUGCUCCGCAGUUUGGCUACUGGGUUAUAUCAGACUCGCGCUGCGCAAGAACUGCGCCAACGACAAGCGCCUGGGAAGACCCGUACAGCAGAAGAUGACCUAGUUCCGAUAGAUGAAGUGGAGCAUCGUUGGAAAGGCAUGAUGCAGAACCCAGCUUCCAGAUGGCCACGCAUCACGUACGCCGAUGCAAUCAAAUUGCUCCAGGCAGAAGAACAUCGGUUCGAGAUCAAGCCUACAUGGGAAGGCGGCCUUCAUUCCGAGCAUGAAAAGUUCCUCGCCAAGACUCUCGGUGCCACCAGCGACUCCUCUGCCUAUUCUCCCGUCUUCGUUACCCACUACCCUCGGGCGAUCAAAGCAUUCUACAUGAGGAAAUCAGAUACCGCAACCCCCGGUCAUGAUCUGCCGGGUGACACAGUCGACUGCUUUGAUCUUCUGGUCCCCGACUUGUGCGAGAUCGCCGGCGGCUCCAUGCGUGAGCAUCGCUUGACGGACCUGUUGGAGACCAUGAAGGCUCGCGGCAUGGGCGGCAGCGAUCUCGAGUGGUAUGUUGACCUCCGUCGUUGGGGCUCUAAUCCACACGGCGGGUUUGGUCUGGGCUUCGACAGACUACUCAGUUAUCUUGUGGGAGUUCCUAAUGUGAGGGAUGUGGUGGCCUUUCCACGCUGGUUUGGCCGGUGCGACUGCUAA
Colletotrichum phormii is the source of this 1521-nucleotide messenger RNA. RefSeq names its product asparaginyl-tRNA synthetase. Gene Ontology annotation, molecular function: asparagine-tRNA ligase activity; ATP binding. Gene Ontology annotation, biological process: asparaginyl-tRNA aminoacylation. The record is from RefSeq and is a predicted model, not a curated record. NCBI's taxonomy places the organism in Eukaryota, Fungi, Ascomycota, Sordariomycetes, Glomerellales, Glomerellaceae. The coding region runs from base 1 to 1521 and encodes 506 amino acids. The transcript has 2 exons. Gene Ontology annotation, cellular component: mitochondrion.